This is a messenger RNA of Eptesicus fuscus (big brown bat), 1398 nucleotides long. It is a transcript of the gene FTMT, whose product is annotated as ferritin mitochondrial. Gene Ontology annotation, biological process: intracellular iron ion homeostasis; iron ion transport. The record is from RefSeq and is a predicted model, not a curated record. Gene Ontology annotation, cellular component: cytoplasm; mitochondrion. Lineage: Eukaryota; Metazoa; Chordata; Mammalia; Chiroptera; Vespertilionidae. Bases 38 to 766 code for a protein of 242 amino acids. The transcript has a single exon. Gene Ontology annotation, molecular function: ferric iron binding; ferrous iron binding.
CCUGACCAUGCUUCUCCACUUCUGAAGAGAAGAGGCCAUGCUGUCCUGUGUCUUGUUCCUUUCCAAGCAUAUCAGCACUUCGCUGGUGUCCCUGCGCAGCGCGCGCCUUGGCUUCGCUCUCCCGCGGCGCUGGGCCACCGGGAGCCCCUGGGUUCCGCGGCCCGCCGCUCCCCUCCGACCCCGGGCAGCAGCCGCCUCCUCCAGGACUCUCUCCGGGUCCGCCUCCGCCCCCUCCCGGGUGCGCCAGAACUUCCACCCGGACUCUGAGGCCGCCAUCAACCGCCAGAUCAACCUCGAGCUCUAUGCGUCCUACGUGUACUUGUCCAUGGCCUACUACUUCUCCAGGGACGACGUGGCCUUGAACAACUUCGCUGGGUAUUUCCUUCGCCUGUCCCGGGAGGAGACCCAGCACGCAGAGAUGCUGAUGAGGCUGCAGAACCAGCGGGGAGGCAGGAUCAACCUGCAGGACAUCAAGAAACCGGACAGGGACGACUGGAAGAGCGGGCUGAACGCCAUGGAGUGUGCUCUGCUCUUGGAGAAGAAUGUGAACCAGUCGUUGCUGGAAUUGCACUCUCUGGCCUCAGAUAAAGGUGACCCCCAUUUGUGCGACUUCCUGGAAGCUCACUAUCUAAAUGAUCAGGUGAAGUCUAUCAAAGAACUAGGUGACCACGUGCACACCUUGAUUACGAUGGGGGCCCCAGAUUGUGGCCUGGCAGAGUACCUUUUUGACAAACAUACCCUUGGAAAUGAAAACAAUCAGGACUAAGCCACAGGCUGCCUUCCCCACCACCCAGGGUGUGCCAGGACCCAGAAUCAACUGUUUCCUGCUUUCUUGCCCUUAAAAGGCACUUCUACCUUUAUAUUCCUCUAAUAAAGUGAUUUGCAGAGAAAAUGAAGUUAGCCCAUAUUAACAAGGCUUUUUGACCAGCAAUUUUCCCAGCCAGAAAGGAAGCCCAGGAUACUAUGGUAUAAAAAAGACUGCAAAAAAGUGACUAAAAGUAGGUGUAAAAACAAAUUUCUUCAGUUACCAAAUAUAUUCCAGACCAUGGAUCCUCACUAAACGUUGGUGAUUUUCAACUCAACAAAUGCCUGUUAUUUUCAAGACUUUAUGCUAAAGUGGGAAAAUGUGUAAGAUAAAUAUACCAAUAGCUAUAACAAGAUGAAGAAUGCAUAUAGUACUGUCAAAAUCAGACAUGCAAAAUUCUAUGACAACGUUUACUCCUUUCCAAAGUGUGUCUCAAGAAACAAUAAUGUCUGGAGAUGAUCUGUUUUUUAAAAAGAUUUUGUGAUCAAAUAAAUUUAAGACAAGCUACAUAAGGUAUCAGUGCUGGCCUUAGAAAGUCACAGUGUAAGCAUUUUAAGGGCUCUGGGAAGUCUUGCAAUUAAAACAAAGCAAAG